AUUAAAGAAAAAAGGGCACAACAUAAAGAAAAAAAUGGACCCUUGGUUAUUGUAAUAUCUAGUAACCGAUUAAAAAAGCCGUUUGACCAAGAAAAGAACAAAGAAAUGUGCAACAGGUGGCCUCAAAGUACUGUCAUGCCAACCUUCAUGUGCAAUCUGGACUAAAUGGAGCAUAUGAGAUUGUAACUGCUACAAAUACCCCAUAUAUCUUCCCUCUUCAUGAAUUCCAUAUCACAGAGUUAGAGUACUAGUUCACAUAGUACAGAAAAAAUGGCUGAGUUAGCUGUACUGUCUCCUAUUAUUUCUAUCCUUCUUCUGUUCGUCUUCUCAGGAGAGAUAUCCAUGGUGGUGAAUGCACAGAAUGCUUGGUGUGUAGCAAAUCCUGCAGCACAAGAAGAAGCCCUACAUUCGGCAGUGGAUUAUGCAUGCAGUUAUGUAGACUGCACCCCAACAGUGAAAGGAGGCUGUUGCUUUUAUCCAGAUACAUCAGUGCACCAUGCCUCAUACGCCAUGAAUGCUUACUACCAAAAGAUGGGAAGAAAGCAAUGGAAUUGCCAUUUCACCAAUACUGGUCUCAUUUCCUUGACUGAUCCAAGUUAUUAUGCCAGCUGCACAUUUGUGAGCGGAGGAUCAGGACCUCCACUGCCACAGAAAAAGGACACUUGGUGUGUGGCUAAGCCAGGAAUCCCAGAUCCUGCGUUGCAGGAAAUCAUUGACUUCGCUUGUGGAGUACUAAAAGAUUGCAGCAAGAUACAAGAACAUGGUUCAUGUUUUUUGCCAAAUACACUGAUAAGCCAUGCCUCAUUUGCCAUGAAUCUUUACUAUAAGGCUGACGGACAAUACAAUUGCGACUUCAACGGUGCUGGCCAAGUCGUCGUGACGAAUCCAAGUUUGGGUGAUUGCGUCUAUGUCUGAGACUAUCAAAGCGUUUUUCUGUUAUCGUGUUUGCUUCUUUUGUAGUCUAAUAAAUUUGUCCCAAUUGUGGGGACUGUGGACUGUACCUUAGCUAUAAUUUGAUUCGACUGUUAAUCUCCGAAGCUUGAGCUUAGUUGAAGUGUUGAAAUCCAGAGGCAGAGAUUGAUUAGUACUGCUUAAACUUUGCUAGAACGUAUGAGUAUGAUGAGUUUGUCACUGUGUCUCAACUCGGCUUGUAUUUGGGAUGAGUUGCUUGACUUAGCUUGAUAUUUAUGUAACAAGAUUCGGUUGGACUUAA
This is a messenger RNA of Malus domestica (apple), 1213 nucleotides long. Its product is annotated as PLASMODESMATA CALLOSE-BINDING PROTEIN 2-like. The record is from RefSeq and is a predicted model, not a curated record. NCBI's taxonomy places the organism in Eukaryota, Viridiplantae, Streptophyta, Magnoliopsida, Rosales, Rosaceae.